This is a messenger RNA of Penicillium bovifimosum, 705 nucleotides long. RefSeq names its product HAD family hydrolase. Lineage: Eukaryota; Fungi; Ascomycota; Eurotiomycetes; Eurotiales; Aspergillaceae. Bases 1 to 705 code for a protein of 234 amino acids. The transcript is spliced from 4 exons. Gene Ontology annotation, molecular function: beta-phosphoglucomutase activity; sugar-phosphatase activity. The record is from RefSeq and is a predicted model, not a curated record.
AUGUCAGGAUCAUUCUCCGCGCCUGCGCAGGUCCACACCUUCGAUGGUCUGCUUUCCGACUUUGACGGCACAAUUAUUGAUUCAACUGAUGCAAUUGUGAAGCACUGGCACAAACUUGGUGCGGAGCUAGGCGUCGACCCCAACGUUAUCCUUGCAACCUCACACGGCCGCCGCAGCAUCGACGUGAUCGGUAUAUAUGACCCGAGCAAAGCGAACUGGGACUACAUCAACGAGAUAGAAGGCCGCGUCCCUAAAGAAUUCGGCUCCGAUGCCGUCGAGAUCCCCGGCGGUCGCGCCCUCCUCGCAGCCCUCGAGGCCUCCGGUGCACGAUGGGGAGUUGUAACAUCUGGCACGCGUCCCCUGGUUGACGGCUGGCUGGAAGUAGUCAACCUCCCGCACCCUAAGAACCUGGUGACAGCAGCCGACGUGCCGCUCGGCAAGCCGGACCCACGCUGCUACUUGCUAGGCCGGGAACAGCUGGGUCUCAAAGAUUCAACCUCGAUCGUCGUGCUCGAGGAUGCGCCGUCUGGCAUCAAGGCCGGCAAAGCUGCUGGGUUCAAGGUGAUUGCGCUGAAGACGACACAUUCUCUGGAGCAGCUUCAGGAGGCUGGUGCCGAUUGGAUCGUCGAGGAUUUGAGGAGCAUCUCGGUCAAGGGUGUCGUUGAUGGCCGGGUGCAGCUUGAGAUCAAGGAUGCAUACCAGUGA